CAAAGCAUUUAGUGCUGUUAUUUUACAGGCGUAGGAAAUGAUCAAUAGUAUACACAAAUAUGGCAACAAAUAGAUCGGUAUAUGAUGUGUAAGGGCAUUACAGUAACAUGUAAUCAUUUUGUCAAUAUGAGCAGACGUACUAGUGCAGAUAUAAUUGGAGUACUGAUAUGUGAAAUUGAAUUACAAUCAUAUGUGAUUAAUGUUAUACCAUUUGCGCUAAAUCAAUGACCAGUGCGGGGAAACAGAUGUUUCUAAAUGAUUUAUAACCUUUGCUGCCGAUGAUGUUUUGUUAUUUUUUCGCCACUUAAUGGAGUUAUAUUUUAAUAAUAUGAUGUUAUGCUAAAUGAUAAAAGGUUGGAAUAUUUAUAUAAUCAGCGUUGAGUGUUAUAACAACAAGAAAUGCCUGCUCUUUCUCUACUCAACUCAUGUUUAAAACGUAAAGGAAGUGUAAACACCGACAACUUUGAACGUAGAGCACCAGAAGACAAUGCUGAUGCCGACGGCGAAGAUAAGGAUGAGGAUGACGACGGACCUUCUGGUUUUGGUCACGUGGAAGAUAAUAUAGAAACUGAAGAAGAUCCACCCGAAUGGGAAAUGGGAAUCCGGCGUUCUAAUCAAUCUCGGGGUUCUAGACUAGAGGAUCUCUCAUUGUCUGACAUUAUUCUAGAUCCUGACGGAAACAUAACCUACUACUGGCUGGGUAUUGUUACCAUCGCCGUUAUCUACAAUAUUGCUGUCAUAGUCCUACGACUAGCUUUCCAAGAAAUGAGGGACCCGGCAAUGGAAGAUUCUGUAUUUUAUUUGUUGGACACUAUUGGAGAUAUUAUAUACAUUCUUGACAUAUUCGUUCACCUUCGUAUCUCUUAUUACGAAGAUGGGUGUCUGGUAUUGGAUCCAAUGAAAAUAAUGGAACAAUAUAAAGAAAGCAACAAGUUUAAACUUGCGGUAUUUGCGAUACUUCCUUUUGGUACUGUUUACAAGAUAAUAUCGGGUUUCGGCAGUCUUUUAUACAUCGAUUCAUUUUUCUAUAUUUCCGGUUAUCGUACGAGGAAUCCAAAUCUGAUCAGAGCUUUCAAACUAACAUUGAACCUUUGGGUUGUUAUCCAUUGGAUCGGCUGUGUAUAUUACGUACUGUCUGAGUAUGAAGGCCUUGGUUCAAACAGCUGGGUGUACCCUAGUGGACAAGAGUAUAGUUCAUUCAUUAGGAAGUAUAUUCGUGUAAUGUAUUGGUCGCUGAUGACCCUGACAACAAUAGGUGAGCGACCCCCACCUGAAACAGAUCUUGAAUUUGUAUUUACUGGUUUGACUUUUCUUAUUGGUGUUUUCGUGUUCGCUGCCGUUGUUGGUAAUGUUGGUGACGUCAUAAGUAACAUGAACGCCGCAAGAACAGAAUUUCAGUCAAGAAUGGAUCAGAUAAAAUCAUAUCUUCAACACAGACAUGUAGAUGACAAGUUACAAAAUAGGGUAAAAAGAUGGGCAGAAUACACGUGGAAACGAACACAAUCAAUUGACGAGCCUUCUCUUCUGCAACUCUUACCUGACAGACUUCGGACUGAAAUCGCUAUAAAUGUCCACCUUGAUACAUUAAAAAAGGUAAAGAUUUUCGAAGAAUGCGAAGAGGGUCUUUUACGUGAGCUUGUUCUCAAACUAAGGCCUCAAGUUUACUCUCCAGGUGAUUUCAUUUGUAGGACAGGAGAAGUUGGAAAGGAAAUGUUUAUAGUUAAUCAUGGCAAAGUUGAGAUAUUAGUACCCAAUCAACAAAAUGGCCACCGAACAGUCGUUGCACCAUUAUCGCCAGGAAAUUACUUUGGUGAAAUAAGUUUGCUGAAACUUGACGACGGGCAAAAUAGACGCACCGCGGAUGUUAAAGCUGUCGGGUAUUCAGAACUGUUACGUUUGUCCAGAAAGGAUCUCAUGUCGGCUUUAGUUGAAUAUCCAAAUGCAAAGAGUAUUCUCGAACAACAAGCCAAAGAAAGAAUAGAGAAGAAUAAGGAGAUGCGUCGUGCAAGUACACCUGACGAAUCUUCCCCGCAUUCCGUUGACAUGUCGUCGGAUGAUCAACGGCCGGGUAAAAAGAAAGAUCUUCUCCUCAAAGUUAUCCGGUCAUCCAACUUUAGGAAGCUUCUAUCUUCAAGACAUUCUGAGAUGAACGAAUUAAAAGAGGUUAUAGGAGAGCUGAGGCAAUUCGAUAGUCAAACAACUAGAGAUUUAGUCCAAAGUCUUCAACAAAAAAAUGACUCACUGCAAAAAGAGUUGGAUAAACGAAAGAAAGAAAUUUCUGUGCUAAAACGAAAGUUAUUGCAGCCAAAAGAACAAAAGUCCUCACAAAAAUCUUCUCAUUUGUCGUCAAGGGGUUUAAAAUCAAGUAACGUUGGUGAAAUGUACACGUAUCCGGUGACGAUGAACAGUAUUUGUAACGGAGGGGGCUCGUUGCAUGAAUGCUCUAGCUGUAUAGCCCAAGAUAUGUCGCCAAAAUUAUGUCGAUCAGUAUUUAGCCAACAUCAGUCGAUACCAAGCGCAAGAUCACUUAAACAUUUGCCUGUGUGUUCACUACAAGAGUUGGAAAAAAACUGUAAAUGUCGCUCUCUCCGGCACUCUUCCUCCAAUCCUGACGUCUAUAAGGGUGGCAACUUACCCAUGUUGAGGUUAAAGCAUUCUAAUCUUGAGCAAAGUCCAUCCAAAAAUAAUAAGUUUCAGACUUUUCGGAAUGCAUAUCAAAUGCAGGACAAAAUUAUUAACGGUGAUGUACGGAAUGAUACCUCAAAUAACAAAUGUUCGAACAGUAAUAAUCAUAGUGAAGCAGACGUUAUUGACCAAGAGAAUGACAAUGAACAAGACCAUUGUGAAGCUCAAGAUAUUCAAUCCAUUGAAAGCCUUCUUGAUUUAGAAACGAGCUUCUUGACAGAUAGUUCAGUACACUCUUCCGACCGUUCAUCGGAUGAGCACAGCGAUGUCGAAUUUGACAUAUCGUACGAACCAUAACACUAUAUUGAUUUUGAUACCCUAUACGAGCCGUAAUAAUGUCUCAAAUUUGAUUUUUACGACCAGCCGUAACACUGUCUCAAUUUUGAUAUCACGAACGGCCAUACCACGCUUUGUAUAGAUUAUAAAAGUUAUAGACCUGCCUCAAUUGGGUAUGGUGCUCGAACAGAAACACUUUCUUUACAUUAAUACAAAUAAAAUUUCGACCUUUUUCUCCAACGCGCCAUAUUUGGAUGUACAUUGGAUAUGGCUCGAUAAUUUCGCGGAGUCUUUACUCCUUAAUGUAAAGGACACAGUGUUCUAGAAAUAACUACUGGAAUUUAAAUGCAAUAAACUGUAUUUAUUUCGUAAUGCAUAAAGAAUUUAUGUACCAAAAUGCUUUAACAUUUUUGAGCGAUUUUUGACGCUUAUUUGUAUUUCCAAAUUUAGUGAUAUUUGAAAAAUUUCGAAGCAUGUAAUUUUGCUGGAAAUCGUAUAUGAUCUUUUGUUGAGUAAACUGUUGAUGGUGAGGGUAAAUGGUUAUCUUGAAUUAUUUGUAAGGAUCUGUGUAAACGUUGUCUUUCAAUUUGUAUAUACAUUGUUAUAACGUUGUUCAUUUAAAUAAAAUGUUGAAUUUUGUUUGUGUUA
Ruditapes philippinarum (Manila clam) is the source of this 3609-nucleotide messenger RNA. RefSeq names its product cyclic nucleotide-gated channel rod photoreceptor subunit alpha-like. The transcript has 20 exons. Gene Ontology annotation, molecular function: monoatomic ion channel activity; protein-containing complex binding. Gene Ontology annotation, biological process: monoatomic ion transport; transmembrane transport. Lineage: Eukaryota; Metazoa; Mollusca; Bivalvia; Venerida; Veneridae. The record is from RefSeq and is a predicted model, not a curated record. Gene Ontology annotation, cellular component: membrane. Bases 400 to 2982 code for a protein of 860 amino acids.